Messenger RNA from Mytilus californianus (California mussel), 2600 nucleotides. RefSeq names its product uridine-cytidine kinase 2-like. NCBI's taxonomy places the organism in Eukaryota, Metazoa, Mollusca, Bivalvia, Mytilida, Mytilidae. Gene Ontology annotation, cellular component: cytoplasm. Bases 90 to 935 code for a protein of 281 amino acids. The record is from RefSeq and is a predicted model, not a curated record. The transcript is spliced from 7 exons. Gene Ontology annotation, molecular function: kinase activity; ATP binding.
AACAAUGUUGUCGUAAAACACGUGGUUCCAAAUACUAUAUAAAGUCACAGAAGAAAUAUAUGAUGCAAUAAUAGAUAUCUUUUGAUAAAAUGACCAGAUUCAAGCACAUGCUCAUAUUUUCAGGAUAUGCAAAGAAUAUUCUUCGUAGUUUUACAACAAACAAAGUUUUGAGAAUGGCGGCAGUUGCAGAUGGUGAACUAGCACUAAAAAUGAACGGCAUGGAACGCAUACCCCGUCCAUUCGUUAUUGGAGUGGCCGGAGGAACAGCAUCGGGAAAGUCAUCAGUAUGUGAUAAGAUCAUGUCUCAGCUAGGACAAGAUGAUAUGGACAGAAAACAAAGGAGGGUAGCCAUUAUUAAUCAAGAUUCUUUUUACAAAACUCUGAAUGAAGAAGAAAAAAAGAAGGCAUUAAAAGGCGAAUUUAAUUUCGAUCAUCCAGAUGCAUUCGAUUGGGAAAGAAUGAAAAAUACAAUGAAUGAUGUUAUAAAAGGGAGAAAAGUUAUGAUACCGGGGUAUAACUAUGUAGAGAACAAAAGUGAUGAGUCGUGUCAUCCAGUUUACCCAGCAGAUGUUGUAUUGUUUGAAGGAAUACUUGCCUUUGCUGACAAAGAAUUGAGAGAUAAGUUUCAUAUGAAGCUUUUUGUUGACACAGAUCCUGACACAAGGUUAUCUAGAAGAGUUUUACGUGAUACAAGAGAAAGAGGAAGGGAUAUAGAACAGAUUUUACAUCAAUACACAUCACUAGUCAAACCUGCCUUUGAAGAAUUCUGUUUACCAACAAAGAAGUAUGCAGACGUCAUCAUUCCAAGAGGAGCUGAUAAUACAGUGGCUAUAGAUCUGAUUGUACAGCAUAUUCAAGAGUUAUUAAGACCAACAAAACAAACAGUUAAAAGAUCCAGACAUAACUCUGAUUCGUUUGUGGGACGACCGCAUUGAUCAUGUAUUUGGAUCAAUGAAUAGUGGGAUAUUCCUAUUGAUGUUUUUACUAUUAAAUGGGUCGCAGGACAUGUAGUGAAACAACAGAAGACUGCAUUUAUCAAUUAUUUUAAUGAAUGAAAUACUUCAUUAAGUAAUUUUUAACAAUGAAGUGGUGCAAUUUUUAGAAAUUUGAGUAGCGUGUAAGAAGUAUAUUCUUAUAUGAAUAGAUGACACUUAUUAGUAUGUUUUUGAAUUUAAAAGAGAGAAACACAUACAAGAUUUAUAUGGAAAGUAUGUUUACCAAAAAAGGGGGUUACAUUAUUGGUCUGGGAUUUCAUGAUGGUAUAUUUUAUUUUGGUACCUGUUAGUGCUAUACAACAUUACUGUUUACAUCAGUUUCACAUAUAACAUCAAAGUUAAGUUCAUUGAUAACAUUGUUCUGCUAUAGGUACUGUCUGACACGUAAUUAUAGAGGUAGUUUAAACCAGCAUUUGUUGUAGACAAAAAAUGUCUAAAUUGAAGAGUUGUAUUAUAAUAAAAAAAUGUUUUAAUUAUCAUUAUAUACUGUAAAUUCAGAAAUUAUUGUGUGUAUUUAUUAUUGUGAUUUUUGAAGAAUGGACAAAAAUGCAAGAUUAAUUAUUGUGAUUUUAGGUAAAUCUACAUACAUAUAUAUGUAUCAGAUACCAGAAUAUGAGUUCUUAUAACAAAAUGUAUUGCGAUAAUCACCAAGUCGCAUUAUUCGCAUUAAUAAUAACCUUGCAAUAAUUUUUGAAUUUAUAGUAUAUCAGUUCAAGUGUCAAUAUGAAAAUGUGGCAUCGUUAUGAGAUACUCGUCAUUAUCAUCUAUACCCAUCAAGGAUCAGGUUAAAAAAUGAAGACAUAAACAUGCUAAAGGUUUCACACAUUAUUAACUUUUUCUGAUGUUGAAAUUUAGUUGUCAAUACUGUCAAUUGUUUAUGUGUAAUUUGUUGUCACAUGUCAAGGGUCACAUUCAGGGGUCACAUGUCAGGGGUCUUAUUCACAUUUUUUUUGUUUAAUUCUCUGUAGAUAGUAGAGUAACAUGUUAGUUGUCACAGGUUUAAAUUUAAGGGUUUAAAAUUGAAGUCUUCCUUUUCUAAAUUAUAAUUUUCUUUAUAUUGCUUCUCAUACAUAUUGUAAACUAGUUUUUCUAUGUUUCGUAUCGUCUUGAAAGUGUAUUUUAUGAUUACUUUUAUUAUAAGCAUAUGGAUAUUUCUAUUUUCAUACCUUUUGGAGAUUAUUUUUCAUGCUCAACAUGUGUUCAUUGUUCAUUGCAACUGUUAAUUCCAUAUUGAAGAUGGCAACUCCACAAAUACAGUAUUAAUUUAUUAAUUAAUUUACAUUACAGUAUACUUAAUUAACCUUUUGGUAACAAAUAUAGAUCAUUUAGAUGCAAACUUGAAAGUUUUUUUUUUUUAAUUAGAAGUUUUGUCUCAUUUAUGUAUACCUCACUUCCUUUUAUUUAUUUUGAUUAAAUACUUCUUCCUGAGGUGUGUUUGACACAAGUAUAUGUGUAAAUGGUGGUGAUGCUAAGAGAAAACAUAACAGAACAAUUGUGAGUGAUACAAAAACUAAAAUAAUUUAUUAUUGAUUUUAUAUCAGUUGAUCUGAACUGUAUCCUGGUUGUUUCAUUGAACAUAUUUUAAUUAAAAAAUAUAAAAGAUCA